Messenger RNA from Danio aesculapii, 2392 nucleotides. It is a transcript of the gene itgb1b.2, whose product is annotated as integrin, beta 1b.2. The transcript is spliced from 13 exons. NCBI's taxonomy places the organism in Eukaryota, Metazoa, Chordata, Actinopteri, Cypriniformes, Danionidae. Gene Ontology annotation, biological process: cell-matrix adhesion; integrin-mediated signaling pathway; cell migration. Gene Ontology annotation, cellular component: focal adhesion; integrin complex; cell surface. Gene Ontology annotation, molecular function: integrin binding; laminin binding; C-X3-C chemokine binding. The record is from RefSeq and is a predicted model, not a curated record. Bases 153 to 1985 code for a protein of 610 amino acids.
UGAGAGGACAGACUGUAUAAACAAAGUAAACCACACUUACACGCAGUACAAGCGCUUUCAUUUCAGAAAUAUUCUUUAAAUGCCUACAGGACUGUGAACAGUUACUUAAUACACAACUCCAGGAGGAGCCUUAGCAUUAGCUACAUGUCAAGAUGGAUUUAACAGUCUUGUUAUUAUCAGCUCUGCUAGGAUUUCUCUCUCAUGUCGGAGCUAACACAGACAGUAAUCCAUGCAUUUCUGCAAAUGCCAAAACCUGUGGAGAGUGUAUUCAGAUCGGCUCACAGUGUGUGUGGUGCAAAGAUCCUGAUUUCAAACCUUCACGCUGCGAUGACAUUGAGUCUAUGGCGAAAGCUGGCUGCACUGCAGACGGUGUAGAAAACCCUCGAGGAGCGGUCACUAUUGACAAGAACAAACCCGUCACUAAUCGUAAAAUUGAUGGAGGACAGAAUCUGAGGCCCGAUGAGAUCACGCAGAUUCAGCCACAGAAAGUCACGCUGAACCUUCGCUCAGGAGAAGCACAGAAGUUUACUCUCAAGUUCAAGAGGGCAGAGGAUUAUCCCAUUGAUCUGUACUUCCUGAUGGACCUCAGCCACUCUAUGCUGAGCAAUCUGGAAAAUGUCAAAAACCUGGGAACCGAACUCACCAAAGAGAUGAAGGACAUCACGAAAGACCUGCGUAUAGGUUUUGGUUCAUUCUUUGGGAAACCUUCCAUUCAGAUGAACCCAUGUUUUCCAGAUAAUUGCAUAGCCCCAUUCAGUUACAUUAAUGUCCUUAGCUUGACGAACGAUUAUGCAAUGUUUACACAAGAAGUCAGCAAGCAGAAAACCUCUGGAAACCUGGAUUCUUCAGAGGCAGGAUUAGAAGCAUUGAUGCAGGCUGCUGUCUGCACGAACGUGAUUGGCUGGAGGAAUGUCACUCGUGUCCUUGUGUUUUUCACGAAUGCUGGGUUACAAUUUUCUGGAGAUGAAAAACGAGGUGGCAUUGCCCGUCCAAAUGAUGAGAGAUGCCUUCUUGUCAAUAAUAUGUACACCAGGAGGGACUACUCUGACUAUCCCGACAUCUCACAGCUGGUAGACACAGUUACUGACAAUAGCAUUCAGACUAUCUUUGCUGUGACAGAGCAGUUUCGAGAUCUUUAUCAGGAGCUGUCUGCUAAAGUGCCUAAAUCAGCAGUGGUGACACUACCCACCAAUGGGGACAAUCUGGUUAAGUUCAUCAUUGAUUCUCUGUCCUCUGAGGUGAUUCUGGAGAACAGCAAGCUACCUGAUGGUGUGUCCAUCUCCUACGUCUCCCACUGCAAGAACGGAGUGAGUGGAACAGGAGAUAAUGGGAGAAAGUGCUCCAACAUCUCCAUAGGGGAUGAGGUGUUGUUUGAUAUAGAAAUCACGGCUAAAGGCUGUCCAUCUAAAGGUAAAUCAGAGACCAUAAAGAUUAAGCUGCUGGGCUUCAGUGAGGAGGUGGAGAUCCUCCUCAACUACAUCUGUGAAUGUGAGUGUCACAAAGACGGGAUCAAAAACAGCCCCGAGUGUAGCGGAGGCCAGGGAACGCUGGAGUGUGGAGUCUGCAGGUGUAAUGAAGGUCGAUUAGGCAGAUUAUGUGAGUGUAGCCAAGAUCUGGAUGCAUACUGCCAGAAGGACAUGUGGUCAGGCAUCUGCAGCAACAAUGGAGAAUGUGUCUGUGGAAUGUGUGAAUGUAAGAAAAGAGACAACCCGGAGGAGAGAUACAGCGGAAGGUUCUGCGAGUGCGACAACUUUAGCUGUGAUCGCUUCAACAACAAGCUCUGUGGAGGUCACGGUCGAUGUAUGUGUGGGCAGUGUGUGUGUGAUUUUAACUACACAGGCAGUGCAUGCCAGUGCUCUAUGGACACCUCCAGCUGUCUGGCCACUAAUGCACAGAUCUGUAAUGGACACGGCUUCUGUGAAUGUGGACGGUGUAGAUGUUUGGACAAUUGUCAAGGUCCAACCUGUGAAAUCUGCCUAACCUGAAACAGUGGUGUGAAAAGGAAAAAAAUGACACCUGAAAACAAAUGACUCAAUUUAUAUGUCAUAUUGAGACUCAUGUUAUGUGUUUUAAUGAACUUAAAAUAGGUCAGCAAGUAGAUGUUGGUUGCUGCAAUAUGUUUGCAUGUUAUUUUAGCCAACAAAAAAAAAACGAUUUUGAUCUUACAGUAUAUACAAGAUUAAGAAAAUUUAUAUUUUUAGAAAUGCCUUGAUGCAUACAUACUACACAGAGUGAACUGACAUAAUCUCUAGGAUAAAAUAUGGGUGUUUCAAUUGGUUUCAGUGGUACAAUUUGUGCAGAAGAUCCUGAGUAAUCAUUUUUAUAGUGUAAUAUAGACAUUAAAUAGCAAAGUACAAUUGUAUCACUAAACAUUUAAGACUGAUUUGUCAAG